AAUAAUGAAAUUCGGCAAUUUAUCAUUCAUAAUCCUAGUCACUUGUUUGUUGUUGCUGGUGCUCUCAUACCAAGAAGUAGAGUCUAGUAGGGAGAGUAUCGAGUGUCUGAACACUCCGAAGAAGAACUUAUGCGGGAAAGGAUUUGGGCCCAACCAGAAAAGGGUCUGCUGUGAUGCAAACGACAAGGAAAUGCUUUAUUGUAGGACUAUGUUUACAUUUUGUUCGGAUAAUUUACAGAGAAUAAGCCCAAAAGCAGAAUACCUCCUUGCUCUUUCAUCUGAUGAUUGUAAGAAAACUAGGCAAAGUGUAUUCCAAUACGAAAAUGGGGGAACAAAUAUUAGCUAUCUUCCUGAAGAUCUGGUAUGCGUGCUUCAAUUUGAGAACCAAGGUGGAUACUCUUCAAGUCUGAGAUUUAGUGAAGAGGAGUUCAAGAAUGUCGAAGCUCAUGUGUUUGAGAGCGACAAAAUGAAUUCGUUCUUUGAGCCUAGAGGGGUUUUCAGCUCUUCAAAGUUAGGCGAUUCUGAUAAUAUCCAUCAUGACAUUCAUAUCUGGAAUGGCAAUACAUCAUUCGUAAUUUUAACAGUAAAGAAUCAAAAUCAGGGUCCUGGAGUGUUCAAGUCUAUUGUAACUGCCUUGCCUGCUCCUGAGGAAGAUAUUCCUCAUAUCGAAGAGCACGAUAAUAAGCUUAGAAGAGAUCCUUUCCUAUUCGUUCUCAUCUUCAUCGGAGUUACAAUUGUGAUGCUUUACUAUUGCUCUCCAUUCAAACACUCUCCUCAGAUCAGCCAGACCCCUCCCCUUAUCACACCCUACAAACCCAAUCUUUCCCACUCCAAAAAUCUCUCCAGCCCCUAUCCCAGUCAGCACAGGUCAGAAAAUCCACAAAGCACCCGUGCUCCUCUCCAAACUAUAAAUUCACCACACAAAAAAUACAAACAAGAAGAGCCCUAGAAAUCCCUUAGAGAUUUUCUACAGAGAAUCUUGGCCGCUGCCACGACUGGGUUCUCCAAGUGUGAUUCAUGAAGAGAUUUGGAGGUUUAGGAGAGGGGUUUUGAGUCAAUUUGUA
Molecule: messenger RNA, 1064 nt
Organism: Moneuplotes crassus
Lineage: Eukaryota; Ciliophora; Spirotrichea; Euplotida; Euplotidae
Source: the annotation of a GenBank genome assembly